AUGUCGACUAUUCGCUCCUCGUUCUGGCGCGGUGGCGUUUGCAAUGCUCUCAUUUUUCACAAAUCCGAUCUUCCCACAAACCGAUCAGCAUGGCAACCUCUGUUUGCAGCGGCCAUGGGCUCUCCUGAUCCGCACGGCAGGCAACUGAAUGGCAUGGGAGGCGGAGUUUCUUCUCUUUCUAAAGUAUGCAUUGUCUCACCAUCUACGCGAGAUGAUGCCGAUGUGGAUUUUGAAUUCGUUCAAGUUGUCAUUGGUGAUGGUUCACUUGAUUUUGCCAGCAAUUGCGGCAAUAUGACUGCUGCUAUUGGGCCAUUUGCUGUGGACGAAGGGCUUCUCAGGUUCUCAAGUGGCAAGUUGUUCUCUACGACGAACUACGCAAGCGUACGCAUCUACAAUACCAACACCAAAAAAAUUAUCAUUGCCUCGUUUCCUGUACAUGGAGAUGCUCCAAAGUUCGCCCCCCACGGAACCUAUCGAAUGGACGGUGUUCCGGACACAGCUUCAAAAAUCUCUCUGUCUUUCCAGUCGCCAGGUGGAACACUGACUGGGAAAGUGUUGCCCACGGGUCAAGGCGUGACAUCCAUGAAUGUCAUAGAUAAGAACGGAAAGAAAAUAACAGCCUCACUGAUAGACGUGGCAAAUCCGGGUGUAUACGUUGACGGCAGCGGUCUUGGAAUCAGACCGGAUAUUACGCCUGCUGAGUUGGAUCAUCAAAAGGAUACGUUGGUUUUGUUGGAAGCUGUUCGACGGGAGGCUGCAGAACUAAUGGGUAUGGAUCCAAACACAGCAAGUGUGCCAAAAGUUGCGGUAUUGUUCCAGCCCACUGAAAAAGAGGUAUCUGCGGGGGCCAAUAUUAAAUGCUUAGUCCUGUCGAUGGGACAAACUCACAAAGCAAUCCCUCUCACUCUGGCUCUAAAUCUGGGUGUUGCCUGCCGAAUAGAAGAAACAUUGGCUUUGGGGUUGGCGAAAAACAUAAGUCGAGAUGGGAGAGUGACGAUACAGCAUCCUAGUGGGAUGAUAGACGUUGGUGUUGAUAUAUCAGGGGAAGACAUCUUAAGUGCAUCAUUAUACAGCACCGCAAGGUUAUUGAUGAGGGGCGAGGUGAAUGUUAACUAG
Molecule: messenger RNA, 1116 nt
Organism: Trichoderma virens Gv29-8
Lineage: Eukaryota; Fungi; Ascomycota; Sordariomycetes; Hypocreales; Hypocreaceae
Exons: 1
Coding region: 1-1116 (371 amino acids)
Source: RefSeq, a predicted model, not a curated record